CUCAGUGUCCUGCAUGGCUGCAGGGAUGGGGGAGCAGGCGCCGGGCGCCCCAGGGGAGCCGCGCGGCUUUCAGCUGGACAAGGAGUUUCUGGCAUCACCCAAGGGACUGCUGAUGCUUGGCGAGCUGGCACUGAGUCUGCUGGUCUUCGCCCUGCUCACGGCCUCGGUGUCAGCCUACAUGGGCGCCGCAUUGCUGGAGACCCUGCUCACAGCUGCAGUUCUGGGCCUGCGUGGCACCCAUGCCCACCACCACCUGCCCGCCCUGCACUGGCCCUGCCUGGACAUGCUACGCUGUGGCAGUGCUGCCCUCAUCUUUCUCGUCGUGGCAGUCGCUGCUGUUGCUGCCAGCCGUGAAGGGGCGGCUGUGAGCGCUGCGACUUUUGGGUUGGUCCUGGCAGGGGUCUUUGCUUACGAUGGGGUCCGGACCUACCGGCUCCAGCAUGCUGCGGGGCUUGGACAAGAUUCCAGGGUGGAAGCAGAAGAGUGAGCCUGACCCACAGCCCUUGUCCCCUCCCCAGUGUCCCUCACUCCCUGCCCCCUUCUAGCCCUGCUAGUGCCCCCCACUCCCAACCUGCAGCCCCCUGACCCAUGAGUCCUGCUAGCCCAACCUGCAGCCCCCUGCCAGUGCCCCCCUAGGUUUUGGUGGGGGCUUAGUGGGAGAUGAGACCUGAUUCUGCACUUGGCCUCGCCAAGCUCUUGAGUAUGGGCAACCCCCCCUACCAAGGCCAGUGUGCAUCAGUCCACGUGUCCAUUUGUCCUGUCCCAUCCCCUCUCCUCCCCUCUCCUCUGCCGUGCUCCCUGGCACACAAGUCUUCGGCAUCCCUGUACAAGGAGUCUCACGAAGACCUGCUGCCUGGAGGACCCGGCACCAGUGUCCUUGUGUUUGCACGCAUGUGUAUGUCUGUGGCUUGCACGUGAUUCCAUAAACAGGUGGUCAUGUGGCCCUCACAUUUGUGCGUGUAUGCA
Messenger RNA from Alligator mississippiensis (American alligator), 966 nucleotides. RefSeq names its product CKLF like MARVEL transmembrane domain containing 5 (gene CMTM5). The transcript is spliced from 5 exons. The record is from RefSeq and is a predicted model, not a curated record. Bases 14 to 487 code for a protein of 157 amino acids. Gene Ontology annotation, cellular component: membrane. Lineage: Eukaryota; Metazoa; Chordata; Crocodylia; Alligatoridae.